UCUCCGCUCAGCGGUAAGCUUACCGCCGCCUCGUCCCUCGUGAAAUCUCGCGAAUUCUGCGCUUUGGGGGCAAAGCUCUCGCCUUUGGAGAAGAAUGCCAGAAACCCUAGCUGGCGGAUCCCGCCGCGUCAGUCGCUGUUGCCGGAUCUCACAGCCCUGCUCUUUGUCAGAGUCUUGCUGACCUCCCCGGGGAUCUCCUCGCAGCGCAGCUUGUCUAAGGAAAAGAAGCUGCAAUCCUCCAAUGUCCAAAGAGAGAGCACAACUGCCAUGGAGGAUGAUGACCUUAUGGCCUCACCCAAUGAGGAAGAGGAGAUCGAACGGGUUCUUGCUGAUAUCCCUCUUGGCGAGCUUCAGAAGUCGCGGGCUGAUGGAUCCCAUGCUUCUCGAUCGAAGGCUCCCAUCGUAAGGCAACAGAAGCCUGGGCGUGCUCAUAAGAACAUGCCAAUGGAGAUGAGCAGCAAAGUGCCUGCUGGAAAGUUUAGGGAGGUCAUCCAAGUGCCCAAAAAAGUUACACGAGAUCCUCGGUUUGAAUCUUUAUGUGGAACUCUUGACACAAAUGGGUUUCACAAAAGAUAUGAUUUCUUGUUUCAGGUUGAGCUUCCUGCAGAGAAGGAGAAACUUCAUAAGUUAAUUAUGAAGGAGAGAGACCCAACUGUUAUCAAGGAACUAAAGGAACACCUUUGUUGGAUAGUAAGUUGUUGCAAGCUGAAAGAAACAUACCAUUUUAAUAUUGUUUUUGUUUGUAUGCUUCUUAAUAUGGUUUCUGUGGGAAAAAUUGUUUGAACUUUGUUAUAAGAUAUUAACUUGUAAGGCUAGUUAACUUAGCGA
This is a messenger RNA of Dioscorea cayenensis subsp. rotundata (Guinea yam), 828 nucleotides long. Its product is annotated as rRNA biogenesis protein rrp36-like. Gene Ontology annotation, biological process: maturation of SSU-rRNA from tricistronic rRNA transcript (SSU-rRNA, 5.8S rRNA, LSU-rRNA). The coding region runs from base 268 to 783 and encodes 171 amino acids. NCBI's taxonomy places the organism in Eukaryota, Viridiplantae, Streptophyta, Magnoliopsida, Dioscoreales, Dioscoreaceae. Gene Ontology annotation, cellular component: 90S preribosome; nucleolus. The transcript has 7 exons. The record is from RefSeq and is a predicted model, not a curated record.